This is a messenger RNA of Pipistrellus nathusii (Nathusius's pipistrelle), 1452 nucleotides long. NCBI's taxonomy places the organism in Eukaryota, Metazoa, Chordata, Mammalia, Chiroptera, Vespertilionidae. The record is from the annotation of a GenBank genome assembly.
AUGACGAAGAUGGAUAUCCGUGGUGCGGUGGAUGCAGCUGUUCCAACCAACAUUAUUGCUGCCAAGGCUGCAGAAGUUCGCGCGAACAAAGUGAACUGGCAGUCCUACCUGCAGGGACAGAUGAUUUCUGCUGAAGAUUGUGAAUUCAUUCAAAGAUUUGAAAUGAAAAGAACUCCUGAGGAGAAGCAAGAAAUGCUUCAAAAUGAAGGCAGUCAGUGUGCUAAAACAUUUAUAAACCUGAUGACUCACAUCUCCAAAGAACAGACAGUUCAGUACAUAUUAACUAUGAUCGAUGAUAUGUUGCAGGAAAAUCAUCAGCGUGUUAGCAUUUUUUUUGACUAUGCUAAACGGAGCAAGACAACUGCCUGGUCCUACUUUCUGCCAAUGUUGAAUCGCCAGGAUCUCUUUACUGUUCAUAUGGCAGCAAGAAUUAUUGCCAAAUUAGCAGCUUGGGGAAAAGAAUUGAUGGAAGGCAGUGACUUAAAUUACUAUUUUAAUUGGAUAAAAACUCAGCUGAGUUCACAGAAACUGCGUGGUAGCGGUGUCGCUGUUGAAACAGGAACAGUCUCUUCAAGUGAUAGCUCUCAGUAUGUGCAGUGUGUUGCUGGGUGUCUGCAGCUGAUGCUUCGGGUCAAUGAGUACCGCUUUGCCUGGGUAGAAGCAGAUGGGGUAAACUGCAUAAUGGGAGUUUUGAGCAACAAAUGUGGCUUUCAGCUCCAGUAUCAAAUGAUUUUUUCAAUAUGGCUCCUGGCGUUCAGUCCUCAAAUGUGUGAGCACCUGCGGCGCUAUAAUAUCAUUCCUGUCCUGUCCGAUAUCCUGCAAGAAUCUGUCAAAGAGAAAGUGACAAGAAUCAUCCUUGCAGCAUUCCGUAACUUUUUAGAAAAAUCAACUGAAAGAGAAACUCGCCAAGAAUAUGCUUUGGCUAUGAUCCAGUGCAAAGUUCUCAAACAGUUAGAGAACUUGGAACAGCAAAAGUACGAUGACGAAGACAUCAGCGAAGAUAUAAAAUUUCUUUUGGAAAAACUUGGGGAGAGUGUUCAGGAUCUUAGCUCCUUUGAUGAAUACAGUUCAGAACUUAAAUCUGGAAGAUUGGAAUGGAGUCCUGUGCACAAAUCUGAGAAAUUUUGGAGAGAAAAUGCUGUAAGGUUAAAUGAAAAGAAUUAUGAACUUUUGAAAAUUUUGACAAAACUUCUUGAAGUAUCAGAUGAUCCACAAGUCUUAGCUGUUGCUGCUCAUGAUGUUGGAGAAUAUGUGCGGCAUUAUCCCCGAGGCAAACGGGUCAUCGAGCAGCUUGGUGGGAAGCAGCUGGUGAUGAACCACAUGCACCAUGAAGACCAGCAGGUUCGCUACAACGCUCUCCUGGCUGUGCAGAAGCUCAUGGUGCACAACUGGGAGUAUCUUGGCAAACAGCUCCAAUCUGAGCAACCUCAGACCGCUGCUGCCCGAAGCUGA